Messenger RNA from Synchiropus splendidus (mandarinfish), 1259 nucleotides. It is a transcript of the gene ambp, whose product is annotated as alpha-1-microglobulin/bikunin precursor. Gene Ontology annotation, cellular component: cell surface; plasma membrane. The record is from RefSeq and is a predicted model, not a curated record. The transcript is spliced from 10 exons. The coding region runs from base 93 to 1151 and encodes 352 amino acids. Lineage: Eukaryota; Metazoa; Chordata; Actinopteri; Syngnathiformes; Callionymidae. Gene Ontology annotation, molecular function: serine-type endopeptidase inhibitor activity.
GUAAACACUCUGAACAACACAAAAAUCACACAGGACACCUCUCUUUUCUCUGAGACUGAGGUUUUACUUCUGCUCACAGACGGGCUGAGACAAUGCAGACAGCUGUGCUACUGGUUUCUCUGCUGGUUUUGGGAUGGACCAGCAGCAUUCAGGGAGUCCCACUUCUGUCGGAGCCACUGUUCCCCACACAGGAGAACUUUGAUCUGUCCCGGUUUUUAGGAACCUGGCAUGACGUGGCCGCAGCAUCUUCAUGCCCCUGGAUGAAACAGUAUGGCUCUGGCGCCAUCGGCAAACUGGUCCUAAAGGCAGGUGCCACCGAGGACAAACUCAUGAUGGAGAAAACGGGUCUCAGACAUGGAACCUGCUCGACGAUGACAGGAGAGUACCAACUGACCAGCACCCCGGGACGGUUCUUCUACCACAUAGAAAGAUGGCAGAAAGAUGUGGACGCCUACGUGGUGCACACCAACUAUGAAGAAUACGCCAUCAUCAUGAUGAUGAAAUAUAAAGCUGAUGGACAGAACACCACAUCUGCCAAACUUUACAGUCGGACGAUGGAUGUGAGACCCACAAUUCUAGAUGAUUUCAAAACUCUGGUGAUGGAUCAAGGGAUCAGCGAGGACGCCAUUGUCUACAAGGAGAACAAAGGCGACUGUGUUCCUGGAGAGCGUGUCCAAGAACCAACAUCUCUGCCUGAAGUCAAGAGGGUGAGGAGAAGCGUGCUCCUGGCAGAAGAGGAGGCUUCUGGGGACAUCGACGACACUCAGAGCUUUAAUCCUGCAGUGGACUGCAGCGUGGCACCCGACAUGGGUCCGUGCUUCUCACUGCUCCAGCGUUACUUCUACAACUCCACCUCCAUGACUUGUGAGAGCUUUUCGUAUGGAGGAUGCUCCGGGAACCAGAAUAACUUCAUCACAGAGAAAGAGUGUCUGCAGAGGUGUCGCACUGAAGCUGUGUGCCGUCUGCCGAUGGUGGGCGUGGCCUGCACUGGUCAGCCUCCCAUCUGGGCCUUUGACUCCACCAUCGGUCGAUGUGUUUCGUACAAACCAGGAUUCUGUCAAACCAACGGCAACAAGUUCUACAGCAAGGCGGAGUGCGAGGAGUACUGCGGAGUGGUGAAGGAAGUUUUUUUGUUUUUAAAUAGAACCUGAACUCCUGGAUUCCAACUGAGUCCUGAAUCUACAGCAUGAAUCAGCAACGAUAUCGAGUCUGACUGCUGAACAUCCAAAAGAAUGAGCAAUAAACAAAUUUGGACUAAA